Messenger RNA from Camelus dromedarius (Arabian camel), 7505 nucleotides. It is a transcript of the gene KBTBD11, whose product is annotated as kelch repeat and BTB domain containing 11. NCBI's taxonomy places the organism in Eukaryota, Metazoa, Chordata, Mammalia, Artiodactyla, Camelidae. The coding region runs from base 1786 to 3801 and encodes 671 amino acids. The transcript has 2 exons. Gene Ontology annotation, molecular function: protein binding. The record is from RefSeq and is a predicted model, not a curated record.
UCUCUGCUGCCCAACAGCUCUUGUGGGGAUGAAGGCACGGACUGUUCACGUGUCUGGGGGAAUCACAUCCUGGUCCUUCCGGGAGGAUCCCUGGUACCUCCUUCGCCUUCCAGGCCGCGUCUGGGGACACUUCUGCCCGGUUCUGAUAAGAACGUGCAGAGCCUGGGUUCCAAGAUGGAGGGGCAGUCAGGGCAGAAACGCCAGCUUUCUCACCUGUCAGUGGAGAGCUGUGACCCUGGAGCUUCCAGGGUGACCCUGAAUGUGGGAGGGGGCAGGGGGCUCGCAGUCCUCUGGGCACCCCGGCCCGCCCAGUGGGCUCCCGCAGACCCAGCACUGGGCUGGGAGCCGGGCGGGAGGGGGAAGCUGGUUGUUAGGUGCACAGACGCCAGGCGAUGCCUGCAGAGGGCUGGAGCGGCCCACGUGCCCUCCCGGAGGUCACCAGAGCUCCGAUGACAGGGUUGGACUCACAGAGGAGGAGGGAGGGAGGGGUUAGCGCCUUUGCAGGGAGGCUUGUGUAACCGCUCUGCCUGGAGCCCGGCCAGGGGGCCAGGGUGUGGAGCGAGAAAACAAAAGGCUGGGAGCACAGACCCCACAGGAGCCGCCCGCAGAAGUCAGGGACUGAGCUUCCCCUCAGCAUUGGCUGCACCUCCCAGCGACAGUUCAGCACCCUUUCGUGUGGCUUGCCGGCUGGGAAUUUCAUCCCAGGUGACCUCCGUUUGAGGUCUGGAGAGCCUUGUAAGUAGGGGAUUGGGACAGACCAGCUUGUCUGGCGCAUGUGCGGCCGAGUGUGUAGGACUGCGGGGACGGCACAGAUGAGGGGGGCGUGGGCCUCUGCCUUUUCCCCGCCUGCCCUGCUGCAGUGGGUCUCCUUGGACACGGUGACUGAGCGCCGAGCCGGAGGAGCCCCGGGAAGGGGUGGUGCCAGAAUCUGAGGAGCAUCCAGAAAAGCCGCCUUCGCCAGCGUCCACAGGACGUGGAAACACCUGACGCCCGACAGAGGAAGUCAGAGCCAGGCUUCUGAUGGCUAAACGAGGCGGGCCGGUCCAGCGUGCGCAGUGGCUGUGUUUCCCUAACGCCCACCUGGCCGGUGAAUUAUGCCCGUCUCCACCGGUGACCGUCGUGGUGGCAGACACACCAGGGGAGCCGCGCACACACGAAUUCUCCAGCUGACCAUUCAUAAACGUUAAUCCCGAAGCGAGUCACUCAAAAAAGAAAGCUCCGGAGGAGGGGGGGCGGCUCUCUGUAAAACACGGAGUUAAACUCAGGAUUGGAAAGUGUUGACCGCAGCCUGUCUCCGAUUCGUUGGUCCUCGGAGGCAGCGAUGUGGUGCCAUGUGGAGUGAUAAACACUGACUCAGGAAGGAAGGGCACGCGGGGCCCUGGUUCCCUACAAGUACCUGGCCGCUCAGUUCUGCGGAGCAGGACCUGCAGAUAGAGCGGCGGCUGUGGCUCCAGGGCUGUCCCGCCCACCGACUGAAGCAUCACCGCUCGGCGGGGGGCUGAGCCACAAAGACCCUGGCAGGCCGCCGCCCGGCGGUAGCGCAGCUGGGUUCACAAGUUCAGCCGAGAGCGCGCUCGAGUCGAUACACCCCUUUCGCUGGAGAGGAGAGUGGGAGGGCGCGAGGGGAGCGGCGUGUGAGCAAAACCGAGCGUGGACACAAGUGAAAUCUGAUCGCGCGCCAGGAAAAGCGUGCGGAGCCAGAAGCCCCAGAGGGGCGAGCGGCCCGAGUUGGGCGAAGCCAUGCGGGGCUGCUGAGCGCGGGCGGCGGCCGGAGAGAGCGCCCCCAUGGAGAACCGGGUGGCCCCCUCCUGCGUCCUCUACCCGGGGGACGACCACGGCCGCGGCGCCGAGCCCGGGCGCGCCUUUACGCAGGGAGCGUGCGGCCAGGCCGGGGACCGGGGCGGCGUUCCCGAGGUUCCGGGAGAGGGCAGCCUGCAGCCGCUGGACGCGGCCGCGGGGGAGGGCGCUGCGUCCCCGGCGCAGACACCCUGCAGUCUGAGCGCGUCCCUGUGCUUCAGCUCCGGGGACGACUCCCCGCCGCAGUCUCGCGCCUCCGCAGCGGAGGGCGCAGCGGCCUCCCCGCCCUCGAGUCGCAGCGGCCAGCGGGUGGUGGAGAGGCAGUGGGAGGUCGGCAGCGCGGGCGCCGCGUCCCCUGAGGAGCGCACAUCCCCGGAGGAGCCCGAGUUCCCGGAAGAGUCCGUGUCCCCCGAGGAGUGCGCGUCCCCGGAAGAGCCCGCGUCCGCGGGGGAGCGCCCGCCGGCCGAGGAGCCCGCGUCCCCGGAAGAGCCCGGGGACUCCGCGCCCGUGCCCCCCGGCGUCGGGCCGGAGCACGGGGAGCCCGACCUGGUCAUCGAGGUGUCGGGCCGCCGGCUCCGGGCGCACAAGGCGGUGUUGGCGGCGCGCAGCGACUACUUCCGCGCGCGCGCGUCGCGGGACGUGCUGCGGGUGCAGGGCGUGGGCUGGGCGGCGCUGCGGCUGCUGCUGGCCUACGCGUACAGCGGGCGCAUGGCGGGCGUGCGGCCCGACAACGUGGCUGAGGUGGUGGCCGGCGCGCGCCGCCUGCAGCUGCCCUGCGCCGCGCAGCGCGCCACCGAGGCUGUGGCGCCGCAGCUGAGCCUGGCCAACUGCUACGAGGUGCUGAGCGCGGCCAAGCGGCAGCGGCUGGCGGAGCUGCGCGACGCCGCCUACCGUUUCAUGAGCGACCACUACCUGGAGGUGCUGCGCGAGCCCGCCGUGUUCGGGCGCUUGUCCGGCGCCGAGCGCGACCUGCUGCUGCGCCGCCGCCUGCGUGCCGGCCGGGCCCGCCUGCUGGCCGCCGCGCUCGGGCCGGCGGGGGAGCGCGCGGGCAGCCGCCCGCAGAGCCCGUCGGGGGACGCCGAGGGCCGCGGCGACGCCGCCGUCUACUGCUUCCAGGAGGCGGCCGGCGAGUGGCGCGAGCUGACCCGGCUGCCGGAGGGCGCGCCUGCGCGGGGCUGCGGCCUGUGUGUCCUCUACAACUACCUCUUCGUGGCUGGCGGCGUGGGGCCCCCGGGCCCUGACGGCCGUGCGCGGCCCUCGGACCAGGUCUUCUGCUACAACCCGGCCACCGACCAAUGGAGCGCCGUGCGGCCGCUGCGCCAGGCGCGCUCGCAGCUGCAGCUGCUGGCCCUGGACGGCCACCUGUACGCCGUGGGCGGCGAGUGCCUGCUCAGCGUGGAGCGCUACGACCCGCGCGCCGACCGCUGGGCCGCCGUGGCCCCGCUUCCCCGGGGCGCCUUCGCCGUGGCGCACGAGGCCACCACCUGCAACGGCGAGAUCUACGUGUCGGGGGGCUCGCUCUUCUACCGCCUGCUCAAGUACGACCCGCGGCGCGACGAGUGGCUGGAGUGUCCGUGCAGCAGCAGCCGCGAGCGCUCGGCCGACAUGGUGGCCCUGGACGGCUUCAUCUACCGCUUCGACCUGUGCGGGGCCCGCGGCGACGCGCCCGCGGCCGGGCCGGCCGGAGGGGUCAGCGUGCUCCGCUACCACUGCCUGGCCAAGCAGUGGGGCCGCUGCGCCUCGCACCUGCGGCCCCCGGGCGCGCCGUCUGGCCUGCAGCCCUUCCGCUGCGCCGCCCUGGACGGCACCAUCUACUGCGUGAGCCGCGCAGGCACUUGGCGCUUCGUGCCGCCCGCCGACAGCGAGCCCGGCGGGGACGCGGGCACGGAAGGCAGCUUCGAGCUCCAGUCGCUGCGAGCCCCUCCGGACGCCCGGGGUGUGCUCUUCCCGUUCGUGCUCAACCUGCCCGAGAAGCCCGACAGAGGCGAGGAGGGCUCCGCGUAGGGUGGCUGGGGUCGCCCAGGCGUGUCCCUCUGCGGCCCUGGGACAGGGGAGGCCCCGCGGGCCGAGAUCCCAACAGGGAAGCUGGAGUUGGGCCACGGCAGUGGAGGCGGGGAGGGAGAGUUGUGGGGUGGGCGCUGCCCACGGGGUCACUGAAACACAUAGACGGUAGAAGCUUGUCGCGGGGCCUUGAAGACCUUUUGCAAAACUGUGUUAAGGUCCGCUUCGCUGAUCUGCACUCCUCUCGCUUUGCUUCGCUUAGUGGGGUGGAUGGUGUAAGACGAGGAGUGUGUGCAAAUACGUACCCUUACAAAUAACAUACAAAACACCUGAGAAAGAGGAACUAGGAUGCAAGAUUAAAGCUUCAGGGUACAGUGGGUGGGGCCCGGAGUGUACCGCGGUGGACUGGUUGUACCCAGCAUGUAUUCGGGGUGUACUGGGGUGUCCCAGGGGCUGCUGGCAGAGUGGCCAGGAGGCCAGGCUUGAGUUCUGUGGGUGCAGUGUGGCUCACUGCAGGAUGAGAAGGCGCCAAGGCCCAAGAAUUGAGGUCCUAAAUUAGGCCAACGUGAACUAUAUUAGUGGAAUCACUGAAAGAGGGUCACAUGUCUUUUGGCUUGAGGCUUCAAAUUAUAACUGGUAAGUAAAGCUCUUAGACGUAACUUCCACGGGUUCAGUAUUUUCAAGUUAAAGGGUGGUCGUAGUUAUGCUCGCUGAGAGGAUAACGACGUGCUGUUAUUUGAGUUUUAAUCUCUGGUGACUGGACGUUUGCUGCAGAGCAUGUCUUCAGGGGGAAGCUGGCAGCAGACGUGGGUGCUGGUCUGUUCCAGAGGGAGCGCCAGGACCACCAGGUGCACUCGGCCGUUUUCACGUUUUAAAUGGGCUCAGGGAGAGUAGUGUUCCCCCCAGAGAAGGUUACAAUCUUUUCUGUUUGAGAGUUCUAAAGGGAAACCUGCAUGCACAGUUUGAACCCACUCCCUAUAAUGUUCUGAAUGUGAAUCCUGCGAUUCUGAUGAGGGAAGUUCCAUUUCUGCAAGCAUCGUUCUGAGAAAACGUGGCAGAGUGCCAAGGAGCAGGUUGACCUAUGGGGAAGUAACGUGUAUUUAACAUGUAGUUUAGCAGGUAAGCUACAUUUUCCUAAUUGUGAAUGCCAAAAUAUCUUAAUAGAGUUAACUUGAAAUUAACAGGGCACAAGGACCCACCCCCUCAUUUGUUACAGCAUUUUACUUUCCAAGUAGGUAUGGACGGGGCUUCCUGUUUAUUAAGAUUUUUACAAUACAGUACCCACUCAUCAACAGAGGCAAACUGAUUUGGAUUCUGAGUCCAAUCACUUUUUUAUUACAGUCAGAAAAGCACACGUGGAACGUGACUGGCGAGUAAGAAGGUGAAGUCACGUGCACCUGACUGGCUGACCCGUGAACCCAGUGACGGGAGUUUAGCUCUGUGCCAGUCCGGGGGUAGAUGGGAAGUAGGUUAUGCUUUUUAGAGGGUCUGUGGCUAGGAAAGCCGUCUGUUCAGCGUGGUGAGGAAGGACGCCAUGGAUCACGCCUGUGCUCCAGGACCAGGCGGGACCAUUGCAGCCCGAGUGCGUCCUGCUGACUUGUGUGCCUGCCCACGCCUGCUCUUGCCAGGAGACGGUGUCUUCGCAGCUUGGUUCAUCAUCUUAGGAAAGGAAAACUGGCCUCAUAUCACCCGACUUCUUUGGCUUCUUUGUCGCAGUCGACUGGAGACAUAGUUGGAGAAAAAGAGUUCAGAUCCAACAGAAAUAAGUGAUGUUCUUUUAAAGACAUGAGUGUUUCUCGCGGCCGGACAUUUUUACUCUGGAAUUUCAGCACUUUUGCUAAAACUUCCAUGUGAAAUGGAAACAGGCUAGUAUUGUUGUUCCUUCAGUAUCAACCCCAUGAAGUAUCAUCACCGUGAUUUCACUUGGGAAAUCAUUCCUAUGAUGUUUACUGUUUAGAAACGUGAACGGUGGAAGCGGGCUUCCCUUAAGAGGGUGGGAGUCGUGUUAGACGCCGGUGGACAGCUGAGUGAUGGCGAGCCCAGCCGGAGUGCUGUCUGUUACUUUCACCCUUUGGUUGAAUGUCUGUAUACGCAGAGCACCUCUUCCUCUGGGAGCUGGUCCCGGAACGCCUGGGGUUUGUCAGCCUGAAAUACCCGAGGAAGCCUAGAGUGGAGAGGGUGCAGAACCUUAGAGACCGGGUUUCUGAUAGUGACAUCACCGAGAACAAGCCCUGAGGACCUGGCGUGCCGUGAGAGCCAGAUCGCUUUGCUUUCCGGGGGCAGUGCCUGGGGUGUGGGGCCAGGAGGGUGUGCACCAGUUAAACACGUGGAAAAGCCACCCCACCCAAGAUCGUUGGUUUGGAGGACUGCUGGGGGGAGGGGCAGGCAUGGCCGAUACUGGCCGCAGCUCUGAGGGUCCCAGGAAGCACCUCGUUAUGUUCAAUGUGAAGCGCUAAGUCUGCUUGCAGCUCUGUGUGGGGAAACAGGGCAGAAAUACUCCUGAUCUUGGAUCAGUGAAGAGUCAGAUGAACCUAACACACUGAGGAUGGCCAUCCAUAGUUCUCACGAAAUUAAGCAGUGCAUGCGCACUGACACAUCCGGACCCCGGAAAGAGCAGCGGCAUUUUAAGGGGAGAGUGAUAUUCCGGAAAGCUUCCUCUUGCGGUUAGCUGACCAGCCGUGACUUGGGUAUUGUCAGUUGGGGUUCAUUCAGAGCCCAAGGGAACAGGGCUAAGAUGCCUUCAUUUUCUUUCUGUCUUCACUCUUGGUCUUGGGACCCACCCAGCGCCAGCUUGGACUCAUGGCUGCGUUUGGAACUUGGUGACUUGACUUCUGAAUCUGUGGCCACACCUGUUUCUUUUUCCUUGAAGAGAAUGAACGCUGUGGGAAUUCGUUGGCUGCUGAGUUAAAACUCCUACCUGGAUCAGUUUUGCUGCAAAUACUUACAAACACGAGUCACCUGCUCCAUUUCUGUUAAUUUCUGGUGACCCCUUAGUGAUCCUGGUAACCCCUGUUUAACCCGCCGGUCUCUUGGGUAACUUCCUGAGAAAGAUUCUCAAAUGAGAUGUUUUUGGUUCUUUGCCUUUCCCUGAGGUUCAGAUGGUCUCAGGACAUAGUCUGUGAUAACACCUUCCUGGGCUGAAUGUAAACAGAACCACUGUUUCGUAUUGUCUUGCUUUAGAUGCUUUCCUAGCUUCCAAAAUGUUUUAUCUUGGUGUUAAAAAAAAAUCAGAGUUCUGAUUUCCCCCUUCCCUCUGCAGUGGCAUUAUUCCAAGAAGAUGGUAGGGUCUGAGGUGGAAGUGCGCACGCGUCCCGGUUGCAUCCACAUUCCUGUCGGCGGCGCGUUUCUCCAGGCUCUCCCCGUCCAGGAGGGUGCCUGGACCACGUGGCGCCAGCUCUCCGCGCAGCCGCGGGCAGGUGGGCACUGUCUCCGUGCUUGGGGAACUGGUUUGAAAUGAAGGGAAAUAAAAGGCUCAACGUGUUCUCAUGCGAGAUGAAAACUCCCCCAAGGCUUCUUAAAGCUCUGCACGGGCCCCGGAGCUGCCGGGGUUAAAGACACGUCACACCCGUUGAGAGACAGCCCAGGCGGCUGACACUGUCUGCGCCGCGUGCGGAUCAAGGCCCGGCACCUAUCCCGUAAAACCGUGUCUGUCUGUCUGUCUGUGCCAAGAUGAAAUAAAUCGCUGGGUGAUGCCAGUGCUCCUGAAA